UCAGCCCCGCGGCUCCUUCGCGCGGCGACUCCGGGGAGGGGAGGGCCUCCAUCCCGCCUCUCCUGGGUACUCUCCUGGAUGUCUACACCUUGGUGCUUAUGGAGCCCAUUGCUUCCCAGCACUUCUUUCUGCCAGACACCCUUCUCUUCUUCCUCCUCAGCUCGAUUCCACCCUUGUCAGCCCAGUUUACCGUCGUGGGGCCAGCUGAUCCAAUCCUGGCCAUGGUGGGAGGAAACAUCACAUUCCACUGCCACCUGUCACCUGAGAAAAGUGCCGAGGACAUGGAGGUGCGCUGGUUCCGGGCUCAGUUCUCCCUGGCAGUGCUCGUGUAUAAGGGUGGGCGAGAGAGAACAGACUUGCAGAUGGAGGCAUACCGGGGAAGGACAGCCUUCGUGAGCGAAGAUAUCUGCCGGGGCAGCGUGGCGCUGGUCAUACACAACAUCACAACCCAAGAUAACGGCAUCUACCGCUGUUACUUCCAAGAAGGCAGGUCGUACGAUGAGGCCAUCAUGCGCCUGGUGGUGGCAGGUCUGGGCUCUGCACCCCACAUUGAAAUGAAGGGCCAUGAAAAUGGGGGCCUCCGGCUGGAAUGUACCUCUGUAGGGUGGUACCCACAGCCCCUUGCAGUGUGGCGGGGCCCUGUCGGUAAGAUCAUGCCGGCCCUGGAGGAGGCUUACACUGUGGACACCAAUGGCCUUUUCCUGGUAGCCACAGCUGUGAUCAUCAGAGACUGCGCUGUGAGGAGCAUGACCUGCACCAUCAACAACACGCUGCUCAGCCAGGAGAAGGAAACCGUGAUUUUCAUUCCAGAAUCCUUCAUUCCCUGCACGUCCCUCUGGAUGGCAACUCUGGCCAUUAUCCCCCCCGUUCUGCUCCUCCUCAUCGCAGGGGGCAUCUGUCUCAUCAAAAAACUCCACGGGGAAAAAGAGGUCCCAUCAGUGGGAAAAAAGGUUGAAAAUGAAGAAAAAGAACAUGUGGAAAAAGAGAAAGAACAUCAAAUAAGAGAGCAACUUCAAGAAGAAUUGCGAUGGAGAAGAACCCUCCUACAUGCAGCUGAUGUGGUCCUGGACCCAGACACGGCUCACCCAGAGCUCUUCCUGUCAGAGGACGGGAGAAGCGUGAGUCGGGGCCCCUCCCGGCAGAGCGUGCCUGACAACCCGGAGAGAUUCGAUUGUCGGCCAUGCGUCCUGGGCCUGCAGAGCUUCUCUUCAGGGAGACAUUACUGGGAGGUGAAGGUGGAAAACGUGAUGGUGUGGGCUGUGGGCGUUUGUAGAGACAGUGUUGAGAGGAAAGGGGAGGCCUUACUGGUUCCUCAGAAUGGCUUCUGGACUCUGGAGAUGUUUGGAAACCAGUACCGGGUCCUGUCCUCCCCUGAGAAGGUUCUGCCCCUGACAGAGCGCCUCCGGCGCGUGGCCAUCUUCCUGGACUACGAGGCCGGAGACAUCUCCUUCUACAACAUGAGAGACAGAUCGCACAUCUACACAUGUCCCCGUUCGCUCUUUUGUGGGUCUCUGAGGCCUUUCUUCAGGCUGGGGUCUGAUGAUAGCCCCCUCUUCAUCUGCCCAGCAUUCACGGGGGCCCAGGGGAUCAUGGUGCCUGAGUCUGGCCUGAUCCUUCACAGGUCAGGCACCCAGCAGAGCCUCCAGGAUCAAUUCCGUGGUCUCAGAGCCUAGUGGAGAAAAGCCCAGGCCAUCUCAGCUAUCUCAGCACAGCGCCCUGUAGAGGAACAUGGCCUGGUUCCCCUGGUCACAUCAGAGGGCUCGGUCAGCCACCCCCUGGACACCCUUUGCAGGCCCAGACCCUAUCUCUCCCUCGUUAGGCCGUGGUAAGUAGCUCAUUGGCUUUUAACCUUGGGGAAGGGCACAGUGUCAGGGAAACUAGCACUACCACAUGGCUGCCAGCCAAGAAGGAAGUGUGAGCCUGAAACAGGCAGAAAACCUGCCACUUUGACAUCAGAGUGACACAUCAACCUGACACUCGAGUUGACAUCAGACACUGUGGACUCAGGGCAAGGGCAACAGGACACCUCAGGAUGUACCAGGAGCAGGGAAAGCACAAAUAAAGGUCAGGGGUAGAAGCAGCAAGACCAGGGAGGUAGGAGGGGCCAAGGCUGUGAGCAUCCUUAAGCCCCUUCUGACAAGCCAAGGAAGGGUUCCAGGAGCAGAAGGUCCGUUUCCAUUCCACCCCCAAGAUUUCCCAAGGGCAUAGGAAAGCUCUCUGUGCCUGGAAUUGAGACGGAGAAGGAUGAAGGAGAAAGAUCCCUCUGGAUCUGAUCUGGUGGUGGUGUCCAUGCGAUAAGCAAGGAGAGAGAACUCAGUUAUUGAGUAUGCCCUAAGAUUUAAUGUCCCCAAAGAGCAGGUGAAGAUCACAAGUGGACCACAAGAGAGAACACCAGUUCCCCGCUUUGGGCCUCAGGAUUCCUUCAAACACUUGAAAUGUUUUGAGGACCCCCCCCCCUAAGAGCUUUUGUUUAUUUGGGCUGUAUCUGCUGAUAUUUAUGACAUUAGAGGUUGAAGCUGAGAAAAAAAAAUGUUAGAUGUAUUGUUAAUUUAUGAUUUAAUAACAAUAAUAAGCCCAUUCUAGUUAUAUUUAUAAAAAUAAAUUUUAUGAAAAAAACAUGUUUCUAAAGCAAAAUAAAUGUUAUUGAGAAGUAAGAUCUUCUUAAUGUUUUACUCUAAUAUCUACCCACCAGGAGAUGGCCAGACCCACGUUUGCCUCUGUAUUCAACACUGAGGUAUCAACUGUAUGUAUAAGUUAUGCAGGUUCUAGAACACUUCACUAUCUGCAGUAUAAGAAUGAGAGCAAAGAAAACAAAAAAUGUUUGAUGAUGAUGAUAAUGGAAACAUUAUUAACCUUGUCGACUCCUUGAAAUUGUGACACCCCCAGAAAUUCUGCAAACCACGUUUUGAGAACCAAGAUAGAGGAACCUGGAAUUGAGUCAAGCAUUUAAAAUCAUAGUUUAAAAUGGUAGCCCUUUGAAAUUUACAUAGUACAGUAAUCCAGUGGUAAAAUUGAAUCCAAAAAAGAAUUAUAAAGCCAAGCCCACAAUGUUACUACUGCAACUACAAACGGACACAUUCUGAAGAGAAUCAGAAACAUUGAAAUAGCUAAAUCAGUUACGAUGGAAUACUGAGUUACCCAUAUGUAUAUGUUGUUUUAUUUUUUUGUGCAGUUGUUUCAAUAUUAUUUGAAUGAUUUUAACUAAAACACCAGACUGCAAGCUCAGAAACAAGUGCUGCGAAUAACUGGCCAUUUUUUAUUUUUUACCAAGUUGCAGUUUUUCAUGUUUCCUUUUCUGUAAAAUAAGGCUUUGGGUGGAUGUGUAUAUCUUUAUUAUAGUUUACAAAGCUUCACUUAUGUUGCACCCUUGCAUUCUCACAAUAUGCUUAUCUCCAUUCACAGUAAUAUGUGUGUGGCAAGAUCAAGUGAUUUUUUUUGUUCAAGGAAAAUAAUGUUCUCAUCCAGACACUUUUGCUAAAUCAUGCCUUGUCCUUAAAGUGCCUUCCAUAUGUAAAAGUCACUUGUUUUAAGUAUUUGUUGAAACUAGACAUGAACCCAAUUCUGUGUUAGCCACUCUGGGGAACAUUAAAAUAGUAAACA
Messenger RNA from Talpa occidentalis (Iberian mole), 3600 nucleotides. Its product is annotated as butyrophilin subfamily 2 member A2-like. The record is from RefSeq and is a predicted model, not a curated record. Lineage: Eukaryota; Metazoa; Chordata; Mammalia; Eulipotyphla; Talpidae. Gene Ontology annotation, biological process: regulation of cytokine production; T cell receptor signaling pathway. Gene Ontology annotation, cellular component: external side of plasma membrane. The coding region runs from base 99 to 1673 and encodes 524 amino acids. Gene Ontology annotation, molecular function: signaling receptor binding. The transcript is spliced from 8 exons.